UGUUCAUACCUAUUACUGCAUGGUUGGUGGAGCUAAUUUUCUGCACUGUUAGAGAACAUGAAUAUAUUGCAUAAUUGAAACAGUUAGGGUAACAUAUGUACAUCACUUUUUACUGACUGACCAGAGGCGCAUGCUCCCUUUAUACCCCCGACAAGACUUGAACAUGAACUUCCACGUGUCGCGAGCACGCCACUUUUUCACCGCCAACUGUCUGUCCGACCGCACCUGAAAGCAGCACGAGAGAGGCGGUGCCUUUGUGCUGACGUCAGAGUGGGCCGGUCCUCGGGCAGGGCUGGCUGAGCACACUCUGAGCGGCGCCAUCCAUUACCCCGGGAAGGAGAGCUAGCUUGCAAAAAUGCCUCCCAAAGACCUCGACCCACCCCUAAAAGCUGGUCCAUGGACGCACGUUGUCGUGUUAUUCCACUGACACACGAGGCAGAAAAGGACAUGAGUGCGAUAAAAUGGCAGGGUUUUGAAUGUUUGGUUCCUCUGGGUAUCAGCGUGGCGUCGGCGGCGGGUCGUUUCCAAAGUUGUCGAUUAGCAGGGCGCGUGAAGGAUCGGUAUUAAAGGAGCAGUACGCCUCCUGUAUCCUCAAAACAUGGAGAAGCCGCAGAGCGAGCUGGACCGAGACCGACAGUACUGUGAACUUUGCGGGAGGUUUGAUAACCUUCUUAAGUGCGGUAGAUGCCGCAGCUCCUUCUACUGCAGCAAGGAGCACCAGAAGCAGGACUGGAAGAAACACAAGCUCAUUUGUAAGGAGGCGGACAAGCCGCAGCUGCCUGCACAGAAGCCCGAGCAGGCACCGCAGCCCGGGGACGACGAGGCGCCUGAGAAAUGUCGAGAAGAGCAAAGCUCCGAGCAAGCGGACAUUGCAAACACAAGUACAAACACAAAAGCACUGAGAAUUGAUGUGAGAGCUGGACAUGAUAUGUCCGACAGCACCGCCACACCUAACGGACAGAGCAGCUUAUCCCCGCAGAAACUUGCCAUGGAGUGCAUAGUGCCGUGCAUGAAUAAGCACGGCAUCUGUGUGGUGGACGGCUUUUUAGGAGCAGAGAUCGGGCUGGGCAUUCUUGAAAAUGUCAAGGCCCUGUACGAAACUGGCAAGUUCACAGACGGUCAACUGGUGAGUCAAAAGAGCGACUCCACUAAAGACAUCCGAGGGGAUAAAAUCACGUGGAUCGAUGGCAAGGAGCCCCGCUGCGAGAGGAUCCAAUUUCUAAUGAAUCGCAUGGACGAUCUGAUUAGACAUUGUAAUGGCAAACUGGGAAACUAUGCGAUAAAUGGAAGAACAAAGGCAAUGGUGGCAUGUUACCCCGGAAACGGGACAGGAUAUGUACGCCAUGUGGAUAACCCUAACGGCGAUGGACGGUGUGUCACAUGCAUAUAUUACCUUAAUAGAGAUUGGAAUGCCAAGGAACAUGGAGGCCUUCUUCGAAUCUUCCCAGAGGGAAAGGCCCAGUUUGCCGACAUAGAGCCAAAAUUUGACCGUCUGCUUUUGUUCUGGUCGGACAGACGGAACCCUCACGAGGUUCAGCCCGCUUACGCCACAAGGUAUGCCAUCACCGUGUGGUAUUUUGAUGCAGACGAGCGAGCCAGAGCUAAAGAAAAGUACUUAACAGGUGCAGGGGAUAAAGGAGUAAAAGUUGAUCUCAACAAAUCAUCAGAUCCCAGCUAGUGGGAUGCAGAGUUCCCCUGCAAACAGCCAUUAAGUGCUCUGUCCUAAGAAUGUGGCCUAUAGUGAGCGUGCGAGUGUGUGUUUUAACUGUCAUACAGCAGACUUUAGUAUGAGUGGGUGGAAGAUCCGUGCUUAUGGAGAGAGAAAAAAAAGACAAAUAUCUGGUGAUUUCUGUUCAUUUUCAGCCAACCUCUGCAACCCAGCAGAACUUGAAUGUCAUAACAUUGUACUGAAAGGGAUAGUAUGUUGUUUUUGCUCUAUUUUCUUUCACCUCUGGUGAAGUAAGCUUGUGUUACAACUGACAUUUUCAGCCAUUUGCUUUGAACAGGUAUUAAGCUCAGAGAAAGUCUUCAUCUUUUUUCUCUUUUUUUUUUUUGCUGUUUAUUUCUUAAAGGUACAGUGUUCUGCAAAUGUGUCAUGUGUUAUGCUUUUCACAAUGAAUCAGCUGUUAUAAUAAGCUACUGUAUGUGCUUAUGUUUGCAGUCAUUUCAGAAAUUACCUAAAAUUCAGUUUUCUGACAGAACGUCUUAGUUUAAGUUCUUCUGCAGCGCAGUAGAUGCUAAUGGAGGCUUUCGUGAUCUUGUUUGGAUACAUGAACUAGCGCUGACUGAUCAUUUGUAUUUUCAGCAUCGCAAUGUGAAUAUGCGCAGAAAUGCAUCUUAAGGCUACCUGAAACAUGAUUGCUGAGUCAGUUUAUUUACGCAUACCAACCUUCCACACUCUGCAUGAGC
Pelmatolapia mariae (spotted tilapia) is the source of this 2409-nucleotide messenger RNA. RefSeq names its product egl-9 family hypoxia-inducible factor 1a (gene egln1a). Gene Ontology annotation, biological process: peptidyl-proline hydroxylation to 4-hydroxy-L-proline; cellular response to hypoxia. NCBI's taxonomy places the organism in Eukaryota, Metazoa, Chordata, Actinopteri, Cichliformes, Cichlidae. Gene Ontology annotation, molecular function: ferrous iron binding; peptidyl-proline 4-dioxygenase activity; L-ascorbic acid binding. The record is from RefSeq and is a predicted model, not a curated record. Gene Ontology annotation, cellular component: nucleus; cytoplasm. The transcript has 5 exons. The coding region runs from base 599 to 1678 and encodes 359 amino acids.